AAGUUCUUUCUUGCCGCCUAAGGCGUCGCCGGGGAUAGCGAUGAUCGCCUCUGCGAGCUCGAGAAGUAGUGAGGGUUUUCGAUCAUCUUGCGCGGAUCCAAGACUUUGAGCUGCAGGGGAGCCGCGGCUGCCACAGCAGGAUGGAGAGAUGCGAUCUUCUUGAGCGCUUGGACGAGCAAGAACCGGGAGGAGAUGGGCGGGGGAGGCGCUGCUGCUCCAAAUUUCGGUGCCAAGCUCGAUCGAGGAACCCUGCCGCCAUCGCAGAAUCUGUGCCCCGACGGAUCGGUGGGAUGCCAGGAGCCAGCUCCAACGAUGGUGAUCGUCAUCGCCGGCCUGUGCGUCAUGCUCUUCCUCAUCGCGAUCGCGUUGCUGCUGCUCUUCUACUCGUAUUACAAGUACCGGAGGCCGGCCAGGGUGGGAUUGGACGUGGAAUCGGCCGCAGCUCUUGCGGCUAUGGAUGCCGCCGCCGGAGAGGACGAGGGUAGCGAGAACUACGAUGGAGCUUUCUUGGUGUUGAUGCCUGGCGACGAGGAGCCGCAUUUCUUUGCAAGACCGAGUCCAUUGCCGGGGGAUUUGGAGGAUCCGGAGGGUGUUACUGGCGAAAUUUUGGCUGGAAUUCUCGACGCCGUGCUGGAUCGAGAGGCAGAGAUCGCUGGCAAUGCUGAUGGUUCCAGUGGCGGUGAUGGCAGCGUGGAUCAGGGUGAGAAUGGGAAGGAUUUGAGAGGCGGAGGCGAGGAAGACGAUCCCUCGAGGAGGCACCGAUAGGAAGUAUAGAUUCUUCUCUCCAUUCCUUCGAGGAAAUUUUGUCUACUGAUACCAGUUUUGUGAAUUGAAUCGCUUCGGUUUUGCGCGAGCGA
This is a messenger RNA of Selaginella moellendorffii, 857 nucleotides long. RefSeq lists its product as uncharacterized. Gene Ontology annotation, biological process: regulation of amino acid export. The transcript is spliced from 2 exons. Bases 193 to 765 code for a protein of 190 amino acids. The record is from RefSeq and is a predicted model, not a curated record. NCBI's taxonomy places the organism in Eukaryota, Viridiplantae, Streptophyta, Lycopodiopsida, Selaginellales, Selaginellaceae.